UUGUGAUCACAGUGGAAGAACUGCAUAUUUAAAGCCUGGAUUCCAUUUACUACUUAAGGUUCAAAGGGCAUAUUGGUCACAUGAUCAUGAGGCCAUAAACUUUGGUUUUACCUUAUAAGGGUACAGGUUUUGAGAAGUGUCACAUGACAGAGCACCUCGUUACAAUAAAAACAGACAGCAACACGCUCCGCUUACGUGUCUCACUUCGUGAAGAUGACUGUGCUACCGAUGUGCCUCUUGACCACGAUUUUAGCUUUGUUGGGCACUUUUGUCCAGUCAACAGAUGGCCUUGGAGUCCUUUCCUUAAAAGACGGCACUAGUGAUGUACGCUCAAAGGUGGAUGCCAUUAGAGCCAAGACUUCAGAACUGAACAAGCUUCUUUUGUCUUUGCAAAACAGUCUUGAUUCCUGCCUUGGUGUAACGACAACAGGGAUCCAGUGCGCGUCUGGCUUUGUGAAGUUCCAACGCUCGUGCUACAAGUUUGUGAGAGAGGAGAAGACGUGGCAACAGGCACAGCAUGACUGUCGUACCAUGGGGGCGAACCUGGUGUCCAUUAAGUCUUGGGAGGUGCAGAAGUUUAUUCAGGACCACACAGCCGCGAACAAAGACCUGUUCCCAAAUGAUCUCGGGUUUCACGGUGGAGCCACAGACACGGCAAUGGAAGGGAUUUGGCAAUGGGUUUCUGACGGAUCUUUGGUCCAAGGAUACUUAGGCUGGGACUUCUUUCAUGGCAGACAUCAGGACGGAGGCAGAGGCGAGAAUUGUUUGCUGCUGUAUGCUGGACGCAAAUAUCUGUGGCAUGACGAACCCUGCAGCUAUAAGACACAUUCUAUUUGUGAAAUUGAAAAUUGAGGACCUUGGUAUAUUUACAGUCUGUGUGCAGUCUACUAGCUUAUUAAAAAGGAAGUUGUACAAGCAGAUGUAAAUCACCAGGUACGAACUUGUAAUGUGUUAGAAGAACUUCUACUCACUUUAUAAACUUGACAUUUACCGUUGUACGUGUUGAUGUUCAUAAUGAAUCAUUUAAAAUUUUUCUUUAUAAGAGGGUAAUUGCAAAUAAAAAUGGGGAAGCUCCCUCUACUAGGUAUUUGAAUUCUCAGUGACACAUGAUCUUAAAUUACAAAAAUUAGUGUACAAUAAAGGCCUUUCAUCAUCCAACAGUAUUUCUGUUCUGUCCACUAAGAACAACAAUUUAUUUAUCAUGUAAAGCGUUUCUUUGUCUUCAAAAAUUUAUUGUUUUGACGAAAAAUAAAUUUCUUUGGAACAGCUUCU
This is a messenger RNA of Lingula anatina, 1272 nucleotides long. Its product is annotated as snaclec crotocetin-1-like. Lineage: Eukaryota; Metazoa; Brachiopoda; Lingulata; Lingulida; Lingulidae. The record is from RefSeq and is a predicted model, not a curated record.